Messenger RNA from Camellia sinensis, 567 nucleotides. NCBI's taxonomy places the organism in Eukaryota, Viridiplantae, Streptophyta, Magnoliopsida, Ericales, Theaceae. The record is from RefSeq and is a predicted model, not a curated record.
AUGGAAAGUUGUUUGAUUUUUUUUCACCGAAGAGUGGCAGAUUCAGACUGGAAUCUGGCUUUCAAAAGACCUCUUUUAGCAUGGGAAGAGGAGGAAGUGCAAAAACUUAACGAUCUCCUGCAGAAUGUGCCUAGGCUCAAUGAAGGAGUGACAGAUUCUUGUUCUUGGGUAGCUCAUCCGUUUGAAGAGUUCACUGUGGCAUCAACUUGGAAGUGGAUGGAAGCAAGUCAAGGGGUAGAUUGUACAGUCACUAGGUGUAUUUGGAACAAUCUAGCCCCUCCCAAAGUUCAAUUCUUGAGUUGGCUAGCGUUGAGAGGUAAGAUUAAAUGCUCUGAAUUUUUGCAAAGAAUUGGAGUGUUGAGUCCAAAUGUCUCUGCUCUCUAUGUGUUCUGCAGAGUUGAGGUGGAGUUUGUAAAUCAUGUUCUCCUCCACUGUCCUUUCAUUUGGAAAUUGUGGGCCAAUUUAAUGAACUGGUGGAAUUACAAUUGGGUUAUUCUUGGUUCAGUGGAGGGUUUACUUCUGUCGUGGGCAGGUAUAAAAAUGAAGAAGAAGAUGCAAGCAGUUUGA